Trichoderma atroviride IMI 206040 is the source of this 1274-nucleotide messenger RNA. RefSeq names its product 40S ribosomal protein eS17. Gene Ontology annotation, cellular component: ribosome. Gene Ontology annotation, biological process: translation. The record is from RefSeq and is a predicted model, not a curated record. Gene Ontology annotation, molecular function: structural constituent of ribosome. NCBI's taxonomy places the organism in Eukaryota, Fungi, Ascomycota, Sordariomycetes, Hypocreales, Hypocreaceae.
UUCACCAACCACCAACCACCAAGCCAAUACCGCCAAUAUGGGUCGCGUUCGUACCAAGACUGUCAAGAAGUCCGCCAAGGUCAUCAUUGAGCGGUACUACCCCCGUCUCACUCUCGACUUCGAGACCAACAAGCGCAUCUGCGAUGAGAUUGCCAUCAUUGCCUCCAAGCGCCUCCGCAACAAGAUUGCCGGUUACACCACCCACCUGAUGAAGCGUAUUCAGCGUGGACCCGUCCGCGGUAUCUCCUUCAAGCUUCAGGAGGAGGAGCGUGAGCGCAAGGAUCAGUUCGUUCCCGAGGUCUCUGCUCUGGACUUUUCCGAGGCUGGCCAGCUGGAUGUCGACAACGAGACCAAGGACCUGCUCAAGCACCUUGGCUUCGACUCCAUCCCCGUCAACGUCAUCCCCGUCUCUCAGGCUCAGGCCCCUGAGCGUGGCCAGCGCCGCUUCGGUGACCGCCCUCGUCGCGACUAAAAAGCUUCUUUUUUUGUGGAAAAUUGGGUCUCUGGUUUUGCAACAUUUUGCAGGUUGGCGUCUCAGGAUGGUAGUGAGUGUAUAGAUCUCGAAAAAAAGAAAGAUCUUUCACCCCACAAGGUGUCGCCGAUUCUCUGAUUAAUUUCGAGAUGACGCUUGAUUGCCAAAACAAAUCCGUCCCUCUUCUGUUCACUCUGUGAAUGCGGUGACUGGAUAUCAUAUCGUUCAUUGAACUGGGGGUGUUCUUCUGCUAUUGCCCUGUUGCACCUACAUGGUGUAUCUGGAAUAUAUGGAAGAAUAGUACCAAGUCAUGUUACUGAUGGGUAUCUUUAUGCCUAAACCAACGUAAUUUUUUUCCCAAUACAUGCCCAUGACCAAAAUGAUAGCCCAACGCCCGGAUUAUGCAACUUUUGUUAAAUUCCAUCUGGCCACCUUAUAUCUCUGAUUCCUUUUUCUCAGGAAUUUUCGCUUUGUAGCCAUCAACAAGUAGAUGAUCCUCCGAGUUGCCAGCUUCAGCCGGAGGAGCAAACUCAGAAGGCGCCUUGACGUCCUUUUCUUUCAAAGUAACUUUGACCUUGUUGACUGGAGGGCCAAAUUUGUCGUCACCUCUUUCCAUCGCUAGAGCAGCCGAGUCUCGGGCAGCCUGUCGCUGGUCUUCCAACUUGAGCUCCCCUAGCUUGCGAGCAGCUCGAUCAGCUUCCGUCUCGGCCGACAGGUCUUCCUCCAAAAGAUCAAUCUGAAUGUCAGGGAUGCCGGCCCGCUCCCAGGCAGCAGUCUCGUUAAGCUGGACCUUGACAAAGAG